Messenger RNA from Rotaria sp. Silwood1, 891 nucleotides. The record is from the annotation of a GenBank genome assembly. Lineage: Eukaryota; Metazoa; Rotifera; Eurotatoria; Philodinida; Philodinidae.
AUGAAUGAAUCGAUGCUAAAUCAUUUAUUUCUUCCUCAUGAUCUAUCAUCAUCAACGGCCAAGGAUUAUUUAAGUCAGUCCAACCAUCAAUAUGAAUACAAAAUACUUGAAUGUAUGAAUGAAUUUUUGGAGUCGUUAGAUGAAAAAAAUGAACUAUCAAUCUUAUCACUCCUUAAGAAUUGUAUUCAACGUUGGUCAAUUGUACAGAAGAUAGAAAAUUGUUCUAUUCCGAAUUUACAAUCGACUAUUCAGAAGCUGACAUCAGGUGAUUUUCUGCCACUCUAUUUUCAUGCUCAAAAUGCUGCUGUAUUGAUUGAAAUUGAUGAGAAUCCACCCAAUCAAUCAUUGAUCUCAUCUUGGCAAGUGCUAUUACCAACAGAAACUAUAACAUCAUCACUAGAACCACAUCUUUCGUGUUUUCCUACACCUACAUAUCGAUUGCCUGAUGAAUCUCAGCUGUUAUCUCACGUUCAGUGUGAAUUACUAGUUGAUUUUAUGAACAAUACAAUCGAAUAUUCCAAGGCUCACAAAGCAUCAUAUGUAUUCAAUGAUAUACGUGAAAUACCCAUAGCACAUUAUGUCUGCCAAUGGUGGAUCACACAAUUCAAAGGAAUCGAAAAGGAUGAUAAAAUCAAAAUAUCUAUUCCAUUUAAGAAAAAACAUCGUGAUCAAAUUCGAUAUAAUAAUUCAAUGUUUCCUUUUCGACGAUCAGGCUUAUGGAUGACUGUUAAAGUUGUUUUUCAUACCAUUCUAACAAAACGUUUGGAGAAAAUUGGUACUAUCGUUUAUAAAUUACUUAUUACAAAAUUUUUAACAUAUUUUAUUUCUACAAGACAAGCAACGAUGGGUUCUCGGGUAUCUUCUGAUUUGCUCAUACAUUGUCUUCGAUAA